AUGGGAAACAAAGAAAUAAAAAUCGUAUGUUAUGCCGAUGAUGCAGUGAUCAUAUCAGAAGACGAAGACAACUUGCAAAGGCUCCUGUAUAAGUUCCAACAAAUAGCCGAAGCUUUCAACAUAUCUGUGAAGAAAACCAAAUCUUUUACAGUAUCUAGAGAACCAAGAAGAUGUAAACUGGCGAUAUACGAUCAGAGUGUAGAACAACUGAUGUCGUUCAAAUAUCUAGGCGCGAAUAUAACAAGUAAUAGGAAUUUGAAGAACGAAGUGAAAGCUCAAACAACAAGGGCAACAUUAAUGUCGGGGUACUUACGAGAUUUUUUCUGGCGGAAUAAAUAUGUGAGCACCAGGAGCAAAGUCAGAAUAUACAAGACCUGUGUGAGACCGGUGAUGACGUACGCGAUAGAGACCAGAGCAGAGAACACCGCAACAAAGCGUCUUCUAAGAACAACUGAAAUGCGAGCGCUGAGAUCUAUAGCGGGAUACGCAUUACUUGACCGCAAAAGAAACGAAGAAAUCAGAGAGAUAUGUGACAUCCAGGAUGUGGUGAGAUGGGCAAGAAAACGGCGAAGGGCAUGGCGAGACCAUGUGGACAGAAUGUCGGAUGAACGUUUGGCGAAGAUCGCAAAGGAAGAAAGACCAAAUACAUCCCGACCACCAGGACGACCACCUACAAGAUGGUAUGAAAGCUGA
This is a messenger RNA of Coccinella septempunctata (seven-spotted ladybird), 693 nucleotides long. RefSeq lists its product as uncharacterized. The transcript has a single exon. The coding region runs from base 1 to 693 and encodes 230 amino acids. Lineage: Eukaryota; Metazoa; Arthropoda; Insecta; Coleoptera; Coccinellidae. The record is from RefSeq and is a predicted model, not a curated record.